Molecule: messenger RNA, 857 nt
Organism: Prionailurus viverrinus (fishing cat)
Lineage: Eukaryota; Metazoa; Chordata; Mammalia; Carnivora; Felidae
Gene: METTL26
Product: methyltransferase like 26
Exons: 6
Coding region: 70-684 (204 amino acids)
Source: RefSeq, a predicted model, not a curated record
GGACUACGGCUCCCGGCGGGCCUCGCGGCGACGGAGUACGGCGACCCGCGGGCCGGCUGAGCUGCUGCGAUGCUGGUGGCUGCGGCCGCAGAGCGGAACAAGGAGCCUAUCCUGCGUGUGCUGCGGCAGUACAUGGACCCGGCCCAGCGCGGCGUUCGAGUGCUCGAGGUGGCCUCUGGCUCCGGCCAACACACGGCCCACUUCGCGCGGGCCUUCCCCCACGCCGAGUGGCAGCCGUCCGACGUGGACCAGCGCUGCCUGGACAGCAUCUCGGCCACCACUCAGGCUCAGGGCCUGUCCAACGUGAAGGCCCCGCUGUACCUGGACGUGACCUGGGAUUGGGAGCAUUGGGGCGGGAUCCUUCCCCAGUCGCUGGACCUGCUGCUCUGCAUCAACAUGAUCCACAUCAGCCCCCUCAACUGCACCGAGGGGCUCUUCAGAGCAGCAGGACACCUGCUCAAACCCAAGGCGCUGCUGAUCACCUAUGGGCCUUAUGCCAUCAAUGGGAAGAUCACUCCGCAGAGUAACGUGGACUUUGAUCUCACUCUUAGAUGCAGGAACCCUGAGUGGGGGCUGCGGGACACAGCCCUUCUGGAGGACCUGGGCCAAGCCAGUGGCCUGCUCCUGGAGAGGAUGGUGGACAUGCCAGCCAACAAUAAGUGCCUGAUAUUCCGGAAAGAGUAACUUUCUCCUGCAUGUUUCUGUCUCCACCAAGACCCGUUCUGGAAUAAACCCAGAUGCCAGCCCCUGCCCCCCAGGGCUGGGCCCUGGGGGCUGCCCUUGCUUGGUCUGGGGGCUCUUGGCUGGUGGCCACUGGGCUGCUUAGAACCUGGGAAUAAAGUGUUUCUUGCUGCUCA